CCGGACUACACACUGCUAGCCCUGGAUCAAGAAAGUCUCAUCACGGCCGCCAGAGCGAGAUUCCAGGAGCUAGGUGAAGAAAAUCCAUGGUGGAUAGUGGACGUGUCCGUCGACCGCAACGCUAACCCCACUGGCAUGGCUGCUGACACAGAUCAAGGUCACCCUGGAUCUCUUGAUCAGGAGCUUAUUCGCACGCUUCGAGAAAAUUUCCACAAAGAACGAUUUCCCUGCGACGGGCGCAUCUACCAAAGUAUUCGUUUCUACCAAGGCGCGACUGGUGGGCGUCGUAAUCAAAUCGCCGAGAACUUCUGGUGGGCGGUCCUACAGAGCGAGCCUGGCAGCCGAAAAGCCGACUACCUGCGUGCACUUCCUCAACCCCUGGUGGACGGAUUCGAUGCACUUCUGCCCAUAAAGGGCCUCUGGGCCGAUAUGAGUAUUGGUGUCUUGCACAAGCUGAGAGCCAUGCGAUGUAACAAGGUGGUGCUACUCGUCUCUACCCAAGUUCGUGUCGUCGAUGGAAAGAUACUAAUCCGAUAUCCCAUAAUUUGUUACUUGAACUACAUCCAGCGCGUUUUCUCUAACCUGGUAGGAGGGCAGGUGGAUCUCCUUUCCCAAAUCGAUGCGAUGACGGUUCACCUAUUGCAGUCCCGAGCGCCUGGGGUCUCAGCCCGGGACUUGAAUUUCCUCCGCCUGAAACAAAAUAGACUCUUUAAGUACAUCGACUGCGAACGAGACCGUGAUGCAAUCUGGCAGAGAAUGGAGCGGAUUCAUCUCCCCAUCCCGACACUGAAGACCUUCUUCCAGGAUAUCCUCUUCCUCGAUGUCGGACAGAGCGUAAUGCGCCAACUCUGUCGUAGCCCUUUAACGGCGACGCGAUCAAUUGACCAAGCUUUGGAAGAACAAUACAUUGUAGAAUCAGGAGGACUCGGGUACAAUCUGUCAAGAAUUUCUGGAAGUCGGUUCCGGUCGGGACUCUGGAAUCUUUGGCGAUUCAGCCAUCAGUUCGCUUUCGAGCUGACAACGCAGAAGGACCAUCAUCGCCGCGUGCCUCGGAAAAUGGAGGAUAUAGAGCGUGCACAAGAAUAUGGGCUCCAUGAAAUCCCCAUUGCAGAGAUGGUUCCCUCUCUCCGAUUCCACUUCUUCGGCCUAGCCCGUCUCCACGGGAUUCAUCCUUCGGUGUCUGUCGACGACACGGAGAGAGCUAUAUCUGAGAUCCCCUUGCAGGUGCAAUCCGAUUUCCCGCCAGAGGAGGACCAAGAUAUAGAUCUGGAACGGCGCUGUGGCAAGCCUUUCACCGACUCUAUUGAAGCCGACCGAUACGCGCUCUCCGAGUCGCUCGCACAUCCUACUAUCCAAGUACGUGUCAGCGCGGUUUCGGUGCGACAGUCCGUAUUUAAUGCCUUUUUUUCAUAUCUCCUUCCCCAAGAGACUAUCAGUCAGGAGGGUAGCGAUUUUUGGCGGGAAUCUGAUGCUGGUGUGACUGCGGGACCUGAAUCUUUUAACCUGGCACCUGAAACUUACGAACAGGUGCAUCCGUCUCCCGUUCGCCCACCUAGGACCCCCGCAAACUUUGAGCCCCUGCAGCCGAACUACAGCCCGAUUUUGGGCGAUCCUUUCUCUCAUUCAGAACAGUUGCACUCUGUCCAGAUCACGCACUUCAGAUUCGAGAUCCCAAGCUUCCGGGAGGGGGCUAUUUGGCUUCCCUAUAAUCGAGGCGCUCUAGACGCAUUUUUCGAACAUCUAAGUACAUAUGACUUCCAUUUCUAUUUUUUUCCAGAUGAGGAGAGACCCCUGUCACGCCAAGGAGAUAGGACGCUCAGUCAUUGGGAAUGUGCUUCGCAUUACAUGUUAUUUCCUUUCUCGACUAUACGCGCCGUUUACUGUCGAGGAUGUCUUCUUCACCCUAUUUAUUCAAUUGGACAUACAAUGACAGGCCAACUUCAAGGGAGUGAUAGCUAA
Molecule: messenger RNA, 1959 nt
Organism: Penicillium daleae
Lineage: Eukaryota; Fungi; Ascomycota; Eurotiomycetes; Eurotiales; Aspergillaceae
Exons: 3
Source: RefSeq, a predicted model, not a curated record